GGUUUUUUUUUUCUCCAAAAUCAUGUUCGCAGUUAAAGAUUAGAAGAGUAAUUGGAUUUAAAUUAUUAGAAAACUAUCAAGAUAUAUUCAGCUAAAGUUGCAAAGUGUUAUAAAUUUCAAUAUCAUUAUAAAUUAUAGUAGAAUUAAUGUGACUCACAGUCAUACAUAAUUUAAAUUCAACAAAGGAUUACUUCCGCGUCCUUUCAGAAUAAAUCCAUUGAUUAACUUCGUAAACGCAAAGGCUUUCGGAUGACGAUUUCGCUAAGUACCGAUAAGCUGAAUAAGAGUCGGGAGAAGCUGAAUAAAAGUCAAGAGAAGCUGAAUAAGAGUCAAGAAAAUGAAAAAUCUAAAGAAUAUUCAUCGCAAGAGAUUGAAAAACCAGCGCAGACUUCUCCAAGAGCUUAUAAGAAAAUGUAUAUCAUAAUCUCACUAGUUUAUGCAAAUUUUUGGAUGGCUGCAUCAGUUUCUUUACAAGCACCUUUUUUCCCCAAAGAGGCAGAAUCAAAAGGUGCUACUCCUACACAAUAUGGACUUGUGUUUGGUGUUUUUGAACUGGUAGUCAUAAUUAUGUCACCAAUUUAUGGAAAAUUGAUUCCAAGAGUUUCCCCUAAAUUUCUUAUCACGUGCGGUGUGUUUGUCGGUGGGGUCGCAUGCUGUGUAUUUGGGGUUUUAGAUUAUGUUCCAGCCGGGAAACAAUAUAUUGCAUUAGCCUUUGUCGUAAGAAUCGUUGAAGGUUUUGGAGCAGCUGCUCUCAUGACUGCAUCAUUUACAAUAGUAGCAGCAGCAUUCCCAGAAUCAGUGGCAACAAGUUUUUCACUGAUGGAGACUGCAUUCGGUAUUGGAUUAAUUGUGGGUCCAACUAUCGGUGGAGCCUUAUAUCAGGCGGGAGGCUUUCUGUUGCCUUUUGUCGUGAAUGGUGGUUUUCUUGUAUGUGGGAGUUUCGUUUUAGCCUUCUUAUUACCAAAAAUAGAGGAUACAGAGCGACACGAAGGUUCUCGUAAUCUGUGGGCUUUCUUAUUUGAUGGUGGAAUCAUCUCUUUCACAUUGUCUAUAAUAUCUUCAUUAUUAUUCAUUGGAUUUAACGCUGCAACAUUAGAACCGCAUCUAAGACAAUUUAAUCUAGCGCCAGUUAUAUUAGGUGUUAUUUUUGUUAUUACUGGAGGAAUUUACGCCAUAACCACACCAAUAUGGGGGAAAAUUUGUGAUAUCGGGGUCAACCCUCUAGUAAUUGGCAUUGGUGGAUAUUGCAUGAGUGUUGUUGGCAUUUUGUUUAUUGGUCCAGUUCCUUUUAUUCCUUUUAAGCCAACCUUGUGGACUGUAAUUGGAAGCCUUGUAGUUGUGGGUUUGGGGCUGUCAGCGAAAUUAGUAUCAUCAUUUAUAGGAGCUCUUAAAAAUGUGAUACAUAGAGGAUUUCCUGAUAACCUUGCUACCUAUGGAAUGGUUUCUGCACUAUUUUCAACAGCUUGUUCAACAGGAGCAUUCAUAGGCCCAUCUCUGGGAGGUUUCCUAUUAGAUACCACAGGAUAUAGAAUGGGAACUGUUGUAAUACUUUCAUUAGAAAUAUUUUUCAUGGUAAUUCUCGUUACAUACGUUGUUUAUUCAAAUAUAAAAAAAAGAAAUGCUGAAAGAGAUGAAUGUGAACGAGAACCAUUGAUGACUUCAUCUGUUACACGAAGAUCAUACAGUUAUUCCUCAGUUUAGGCAAACUCUAGUAAUUUUUAUAGCUCAAAUCUGUACAGUAUUUUCAUAACUGUCAUGAAUUAGUACUAUUAUAAUCAUGAACUCAUUAAAUGUACAGAUCGAUACAAAAACAAAAUGUCUUUAAAAUAGUUUUUUCUUCUGAUAUUGUACUUUUCAAGAGUUAUGAAAAUUUAAAUAUGAGAGGAGCAUAUAUACUAAUGAGAACUAUACGUAUAUAUUCAUCUAUUAUUGCAAUUUUCUUUUUUAUGUGUUUAAUGAUCGUGUACAUAAUUCAUUAAAAUACCUGUAUUGAAAUAAUUGACCUACUUAACGAGAUCUUCUGGUUUUGUCUAUAAAAGUUUUUUGAUAAAGUUUGAGGUUUAAAUUUUGUUAAGCACUAUAUUUGCUAUUUAUCUUUCGAUUAGGCGUUCCAUAAAGGUGAUCGGUAAUCACUUCUAUCUUUUAUAGUCUCAUAAAAUUAUUAAAACAAUAACCAGUGGUCUCAAAAAAAGUUAUUAAAAUUUGACGGAUUAUCAUCGUGGUCUAUAUCAAUGAUUGUUGGAUUGAAUUUAGUGAAAUCAUUUUGGUUGUUUUAUGAAACUUAUAAAAGUAUCUAAUAUUUUUGUUGUUGUCUGAUUUGACCAAUUUUGUUUCAUUAGAUGAUAAAACUGGUUUUUAUGCUUUUAAUCUGCUUUCAUUGCUAUAGAUUACGAUAAUGAUUUAUCAUUUUUUAAAAUUUUUAUAUUUUAUUUUGUAAUUCAAAUUUAAUCAACGUAAGUGUAACAUUGUUUGACUUCAUUAUUGACAAGGAUUGUAGAAAUUUAUACGAAGGGCAAUAAUUUCAAAAUAAUGUUUAGAUUAUAAAAACUUAAAAAGAAAAUUUUUACGCAAAAUUUAUGUUUCUUUCAAUUUUUGCGAGAGAAAAUAUUUUAGAGAUAUUGUUAACCAUGUUUUUAGAGGCAUUAUUCGCAUAACUUUGAUAAAGCAUUGAUUUUCAUAAGUAUUUGAUCAUUUUUCUUAUUGAUUGGUGCAUUUUAAAAGUUUGGCUGAACUAGUUAACGAUAUACAAAAUGUAUAUUUUUAUACAAAGAUUUGGUAGCUUUCAAUUAUUCUUAAUAGUUGUAUAAACACAUCAGUACUUUUGUAUAUGUAAUAAUUAAAGUGAUAAUUAACAAUUCUUAUCAUACGUUGUAGAACAAACAUUCAGAAGAUAUUGAACAGUUUUUCUGUGAUAGAAAUGGAAAAAAACUUAUUUUUUAUAUUUUGUACUUAGAGUCAAUAUUUUAAUCUGAUUGUUAUAAGUAAUAAAAUUAUUUUAUAUUAUUUUUAUCUUGGAUUCUUAAACCAAAGUGGUAUGAAUAAAUAAGUCUCAUAUUUCAUAAAUAAAUAAAUUUUUUACCUAAUUG
This is a messenger RNA of Parasteatoda tepidariorum (common house spider), 3086 nucleotides long. Its product is annotated as MFS-type transporter SLC18B1. Gene Ontology annotation, biological process: transmembrane transport. Lineage: Eukaryota; Metazoa; Arthropoda; Arachnida; Araneae; Theridiidae. The record is from RefSeq and is a predicted model, not a curated record. Gene Ontology annotation, molecular function: transmembrane transporter activity.